UAUUUUAAAUAAUGAAGAAGAUGAACAUGAAGAGUAUUAGUUUGAUUUUUAUUAAUUUGAUGAAGCUUCUACUAAUGGGGUAUCUAUCAUCAUCACUAUUAGUUAUUGCUUCCUUUUGUGAUGAUCUUGCUUUUGCUCCUGUUCCUGCUCCUGCUCCUAUACCUUAUGAUUUCUUCUACUUCGUCCAAACGUGGCCGGGUUCAUUCGGUCCGAAAAUGGAUAAGAAAAAGGUGCCUAAUAACUUUACGAUUCAUGGUCUUUGGCCACAACGCAUAAAUGAGCGGAUGCCCGACUGUCCUACAACACCCAACUUUCAACCAAAGUUGACCAGCGAUUGUACGCGCGACGAAUUGAAUAGGCAAUGGGUGGCACUAAGUCGAAGAGAUAAUAAGGAAUUUUGGAAGCACGAGUGGGAAAAACAUGGAACUUGUUCAAAUGAUCAAUUUAACCAAGUUCAAUAUUUAGAUACAAGUCUUCGCCUGAAACGCCAGUACGAUAUUCUCAAAAUUCUUGAUGCUAAAGAUAUAAAGCCAGGACCUAAUAAAGGUUACGACGUAUCGACUAUAAAAGCAGCUAUAAAGGAGAAAAUUGGGUACGAUCCAAUAGUGAGAUGCGUGAAGGAGAAGGAGAAGGAGAAGGAGAAGGAGAAGUUGUAUGAGAUUUUCUUGUGUGUGGCUAAAGAUGGAAGCAAGUUUGAGGAGUGUAAAACAUCAAAAGAAGAUAUUCCAAUUCCAAUAGAGGAGGAGGAGGAGUAUAUAGCUUUUACAUGCCAAGAUAAUGGUCAGAUAAUUUUUCCUAAGAUUAUUUGGGAGGAGGAUAACUACUGCAAAAUGAUGAUCAUGAAAUAAUAAUAAUAAUUAAGAAACAUAAAAACGAGUACUAUAUAUUACUACUACUGUUGUUGUUAUACCUAAUAAGCUAGACUUGUUAUAAAGUCCAGUCCAAUCAUGAAUAAUCAAUUAAUGUACUAUGAUAUGUGUGUGUUUGUUCGUAAUAAAUAAGCUCUCUUAC
Molecule: messenger RNA, 1011 nt
Organism: Cannabis sativa
Lineage: Eukaryota; Viridiplantae; Streptophyta; Magnoliopsida; Rosales; Cannabaceae
Product: ribonuclease MC-like
Exons: 4
Coding region: 12-848 (278 amino acids)
Biological process (GO): RNA catabolic process
Cellular component (GO): extracellular region
Molecular function (GO): ribonuclease T2 activity; RNA binding
Source: RefSeq, a predicted model, not a curated record